Molecule: messenger RNA, 5899 nt
Organism: Seriola dumerili (greater amberjack)
Lineage: Eukaryota; Metazoa; Chordata; Actinopteri; Carangiformes; Carangidae
Gene: per1b
Product: period circadian regulator 1
Exons: 20
Coding region: 650-4999 (1449 amino acids)
Biological process (GO): negative regulation of transcription by RNA polymerase II; circadian regulation of gene expression; entrainment of circadian clock by photoperiod
Cellular component (GO): cytoplasm; nucleus
Molecular function (GO): transcription corepressor binding; transcription cis-regulatory region binding
Source: RefSeq, a predicted model, not a curated record
UUGGGAGGGCGGACAAAAAUGUCUGGAGAGCAAAUACAGACCGCUAAACAACGACAGUCGAUAGCAGCAGGAUUUAUGCCGCUUCUUUAAGAUUUUCGAGCACAUCUCCGUGGAAUAUCAAAGCUGUUGAUAUCGUUUUGAAGCAUAUCUAAGGUGGCCUUCAGCACCUAGAGCAACACAUCUCUGAAGAAGACGAUACAAAUACAGAGUGAAGCUAAUGUUUUUUGCUCUCACCAAGAGCUGUUUUUCUCACUCUCCCUCACGAUCUCUCGUCCCAUCUGUUGGAGCACUUACGCCAAGGCUGUUUCAUAACCAGAAAUUCAUCUCUUGUCUGCACCACUUUGAGUGACACUUUUUCGCAAGAUAGUUAAAAGAUAAUUUGUCCUUUUGGAAGAGCAGCCUUUUUUGGAAGAUUUUGCUGCCAUUGACUUUUUGGAAACCCUCAAAGAAGGGCUCACAGCCCCAAACUCUAAUUUCACCGGUUUUUGGCAGGAGAUACUAUGAAUUUCUCACCUUAGUUCUUUUAACCAGAAGCCAGCAAAUAUGAUUCAUCUGUGGAAUCAUAGUAGUCCCACUUAAAUUGAAGUUGUUCCUGUUUUCUCCUCGGCUGACACCUUAUCAAGCUGUCCCAGCCUCAUCCUACUCUAGUAUGAGUUAUGACAACUCUAAAUCAAUGCCCAGCAGCAGCACUCGGGGGCGAGUGGCAAGGGCCGAUGAAAAAGACAAUGACCAGGAAGUGGAGUCAGAGGGGUUAAACUCUCCAAAGACCAGCGGUGGUCAGCCCAGUGCCAAUGUCUCGUCUCAGGACCAGGGAAGCGGAGCCUCCUCCGGCUCGUCUCCCAGCGGAGGAUCGGGAUCAGGACGUUUGUCCGGCGACCAAAGGGGUCCCAACUCAGAUGAUAUGGACGGCCUCUCCAGUGGGAACGACUCCGGGGAGAGGGAAAGCGAGGGCGGUAUGGAGAGGGAGAACGGGUCACGUGGGCGCCAGUCCAUACGCAGCUCCAACAGCUCGUCGAAUGGCAAGGACUCUGGCAUGAUGCUGGAAACCACAGAGAGCAACAAGAGCUCCAACUCCCAGAGCCUCUCACCUCCCAGCGGCUCCCUGGCCUACAGCUUGUUGUUGACCAACUCGGAGCAUGACCCCCCCUCCACCUCUGGCUGUAGCAGUGACCAGUCAGCGAGGGUCCAGACCCAGAAAGAGCUAAUGAAGGCCAUCAAGGAGCUGAAGCUCCGCCUGCCAGCUGAGCGCAAGGCCAAAGGCCACUCCAGCACUCUAAAUGCACUCAAAUAUGCACUUCAAUGUGUCAGACAAGUCCGAGCCAACAAAGAGUACUACCACCAGUGGAGUGUGGAGGAGUGUCAUGGCUGCAGUCUGGACUUGUCUACCUUCACAAUUGAGGAGCUUGAUAAUAUCACCUCAGAAUACACCCUCAAAAACACUGAUACAUUCUCCAUGGCCGUGUCUUUCCUGUCGGGGAAGGUCGUGUACGUAUCACCCCAGGGUUCGUCCCUGUUGCGCUGUAAGCCUGAGUAUCUCCAGGGGACCGUGUUUUCUGAGCUUUUGGCUCCACAGGAUGUCAGCACUUUCUACAGCGGCACAGCACCCUGCCGCCUGCCCCCCUGGGCGUCCUGCAUCGGUUCUGCCUCUCCUCCAGUCGAUUGCACCCAGGAGAAGUCCAUGUUCUGUCGGAUCAGCGCUGACCGUACGCAGGGCGGCGAGAUGCGCUACUACCCGUUCCGCCUCACGCCGUACCAGCUCACUCUUAGAGACUCCGAUGCUGCUGAGCCGCAACCCUGCUGCCUGCUCAUCGCAGAGAGGGUCCACUCUGGAUAUGAAGCUCCUCGUAUCCCUCCAGACAAGAGGAUCUUCACCACCAGUCACACUCCUAGUUGCCUCUUCCAGGAGGUGGACGAGAGGGCAGUGCCAUUGUUGGGCUACCUGCCUCAGGACUUGGUUGGAACCCCCAUCCUGCUCUACAUCCACCCUGAGGACAGGCCCAUGAUGGUGGCUAUACAUGAGAAGAUCUUUCAGUUUGCAGGGCAGCCGUUUGACUAUUCACCCAUGAGGAUGUGUGCCCGCAGCGGGGAGUAUGUGACCAUCGACACAAGCUGGUCAUCCUUUGUCAACCCCUGGAGCCGGAAGGUGGCGUUUGUUGUGGGGCGCCACAAAGUCAGAACGAGCCCUCUGAAUGAAGACGUGUUCACCACGCCACAGGGACGCGAGAGCCAGGUCACCACGCCUGACAUCGUCCAGCUGAGCGAGCGGAUCCACCGGCACCUUGUGCAGCCGGUGCACAGUGGCAGCUCUCAGGGCUACAGCUCGCUUGGGUCGAGCGGCUCACGGGGCUCCCACCGUUCACACCAACAGCACCUCAGUGCCUCAGCCGCCUCGUCCAGCGACAGCAACGGCCCCGCCAUGGAUGAGGCUGCCGCUGCCAUCGCUUUACACAAACCUAUGACGUUCCAGCAGAUCUGCAAAGACGUUCACAUGGUCAAGACUAAUGGACAGCAGGUUUUCAUCGAGUCCCGUAACCGGCCAUUGCCCAGAAAAAACACCAGCACAGGCACCACAAGCAUUCGAGCCCUCAACAGCGACCCAAUCAGAGGUUUGAUAGCAGACAUGACAAAACCACUCAAAGCAUUGGUCCCUGCACCGCUUGUACAGAAGGAACCCCCGACCGCCUACUCCUACCAGCAGAUCAACUGUCUGGACAGCAUCAUUAGGUACUUGGAGAGCUGCAACAUUCCUAACACAGUUAAAAGGAAGUGUGGCUCCUCUUCUUGCACCGCCUCCUCCACAUCUGAUGACGACAGACAGGAGGCCAGCGGCAACAACAAAGGUGGUUCAGUUAGCAUCGUAGGUGAACCACCUCCUCUGCCUCCUUUGACCAUGGCCACAAAGGCAGAAAGUGUAGCCUCAGUCACAUCCCAGUGUAGCUUCAGCAGCACCAUCGUGCAUGUGGGAGACAAGAAGCCUCCCGAGUCAGACAUCGUCAUGGAGGAGGCUCCUACAACUCCUACGUUGGCUCCUCCUAUGACAACACCGACUCUUUCCGCCAGCGGGCUGACACCUCCCGCUAACACAGCUAUCACCCCUCCUCCUCCACCACCCCCUCCCCCGCCACCUCUCCCACAAGCCACUCAGCCGGAGAGGGACAGCCGGAGAAAUGGAAGUGUCGGAGGAGGUGGAGGAGGCCGGCUGGGUCUGACAAAGGAGGUGCUAUCCGCCCACACCCAGCAGGAGGAGCAGGCGUUCCUUGACCGCUUCAAGGACCUCAGCAAGCUGCGCGUGUUCGAUCAGACGGCAUCUUCCACUGUGCGAUGCCACACCCAAGCUGCCAACCCUCUGUCACGAGGAGUGCGCUGUUCCCGUGACUACCCCGCUGCAGGAGGCAGCACCGGUCACAGACGUGGUCGGGGAGGAAAGAGACUCAAGCACCAGGAGUCAUCUGACCAGCACAGCUCUCUGGGCAUGAACGGGUGCUGCCGAGACCCCAGAACCAACACGGCCCCCAUGCCCCUAAACAUGCCUCUCGGACCCGCAACAAACUCCUCCUCCUGGCCCUCUGUAGGGUCCCAGGCCAGCAUUGCUGCUGCCCCUUUUGCUCCUGGUAUGCUUCCGAUUUACCCUGUGUACCCACCGCUCGCACAGCCGUUACCCAUCCCAGACCCAUCACGUUUCCCACCUACCCAGAUGGUUCCUCCCAUGAUGGCCCUCGUUCUGCCAAACUACAUUUUCCCCCAGAUGGGAGCACCCAUCGCUCAGCCAGGUGCCACCCCCGGACACUUCUACAAUCCUAACUUCCCGUACCCCGGCGCCACCCCAGCCCCUGUCCCGACUGUUGUCUCCAACUCCAUGCCCGUCCCUGGCACCUGCGCCCAGUCUCGUAGCAGCACCCCGCAGUCCUACAGUCAGACACCUGCAGACCGUGAGGGUGCAGAGUCCCCCCUCUUCCAGUCCCGAUGCUCCUCCCCCCUCAACUUGCUGCAGCUGGAGGAAUCACCAAGCAACCGGUUAGAGGUUGCCACGGCGCUGGCGGCAUCACAGCAAGCCACACCUUCUGUGCAGGGUGGUGCAGCCGGGGGACAGAGCUCAGCCAAUCAGAGGAGCCCUGAUGAUACCUCCAAGGAGAAUGAGAAUGCUGAAACUAAUGAAUCCAACAAUGAUGCGAUGUCCACGUCCAGCGACCUGCUGGACCUGUUGCUGCAGGAGGACUCCCGCUCAGGCACCGGCUCAGCCGCUUCCGGUUCAGGCUUCUCUGGGACAAGGUCCUCGGGUUCAGGCUCCGGCUCCAAUGGCUGCAGUUCCUCUGGUACCAGUGGCACAAGCAGCAGUCAGGGCAGCCACACCAGCAAGUACUUUGGCAGCAUCGACUCAUCGGAGAAUGACCACUCCCGCAAACAGCCAGCAGGGGGCAGCAGCAGCGCCGGGGGAGACGGCGGGGAGGAGCAGUUCAUCAAGUGUGUCCUACAGGACCCCAUCUGGCUACUGAUGGCCAACACAGACGACAAGGUCAUGAUGACCUACCAGCUGCCCGUCAGGGACAUGGAGACGGUGCUGCGAGAGGACCGCGAGGCCUUGAGGAGCAUGCAGAAACAUCAGCCACGCUUCACAGAGGAUCAGAAGAGGGAGCUGAGCCAGGUUCACCCCUGGAUCCGUACAGGACGGCUGCCACGAGCCAUCAAUAUUUCUGGCUGUGCAGGCUGCAAGUCUCCCCCCUCUGUGCCUCCGGUCGCCCCGUUCGACGUGGAGAUCCAUGAGAUGGAGCUGUGCAGCGUGCUGAAGGCUCAGGAGGAGGGCGCCAGCAGGAGCAAGAAAAAUAUUGCAGAAAAUGCCAUGGAUGAAGCUCCGGAGGACGAAGAGGAAGAGGUGGAGGAGAAAGGAACCAAAACACAAGAUGGCAACCAAGACAUGACAGCAGAGGAGCGGAGGGUGACCUCAGAAGCUGCGGAGGAAAAGGCAGAGGCUCAGCUGCCUGAGUCUGACAUGACUCACUGAGUAGGUGGCCAAAGAUAAAGAACAUUAUCAUGACCUUUCUUUGCUGAUAUGCAGAAAAUGUGCACCUUCCAGCACUUUGUGGCCAUAACAUCAUUACACGGGGUGUUAAGUGUUAAAAGUGGCUCUGCUGGGACCUUUAAAAAAAGGUGCAUAUUGAUCCAGACAACUGCCAUUUAUUGUUUGAUAGGUCAGGCAGGACACUUGGCCAAGUUAAUUCUUCGUCGAGUCUGACUUUGAUGACAGCACACCAGGCAUGUUGUACGACUGCAUAUUAAACACCUUGGAAAUCACAAGACGUGCACACACACACACAAACACACUCAGUUUUAGAGAGUGAAAUCGAUUUUUUUUCUCUCUCUCUAGGCUGUUCUCAUAGUUCUUAGUAUAUUUAUUUAAGUUGUAAAAUAAUCAGAGAGGACUAAGGUGAAUGUGUUACAAAGAAAAAGACGCCUUGACAUAAAGAUGGAUGUGCUUCACCACAGUGUCCUCCUUGAUGUUUUCAUCUCUCCUGUUCAGGGUUCUGCUCACGAGGAAAGAAGGGAGUUUACCUGUGACUUUUCUUCUUGUGGAAUGUUUCCCAGGUUUUCUGGGAUCCUGCUCCCACUUAGAUCCUGAUUUUAUUUUUAUUUUUAUUUUUUUUUAUGUAAAAUUAUUUCCCCAGUUAAGAAACAGCAACUUUAACCUAAUAGAGAAAAUGUACAGUGAGAAACAGGUUAUUUUGUAAACAUUGUGUAUAUUUUUAUACUUUCAUCCACUGCAAAUAGAGAGGAUAAUUGCCCAAAAGAGCGUCUGUACUGUUUAAAAAGAAAAAAAAGAAGCUAUAUAUGAAUUCCAGGAUUCAAAAUCGUAUCCUUUCGAUCAUUUUAGAGGCAGAAAAAUGACAAAACACACACAAAAAAA